GAGUGCUCGCAGUUUUACAUUGUGACCCGUGCCCAACGAUUGGUGGACUUUUACCGUAAGAGCGAACGAACCAGGCGGAAUGUGAGAGCUGGAGAGCUUUGUUGGAGACGUCGAACAGGGACACCUGACGCGACAGUCUCAAGCGCCCUGCGUUCUCUUGCGUAUGUAGCCUAUGUUUGAAACCUGUUCUACCGCAAAAGGCUGUAGGAAUGUGGGAUAUAAGUCAACGUAAAAGAACCCAUGUUUCCCUGACAACAUGACGACUGAUCUAAGCCUGACGUCCCUCCUGAAUGUGUCUGAUCUCCACAACGUGACGCGGGGGGGAUGUUCCUUGACCAGAACAGGAUUCCAGUUCUACUAUCUACCCACCGUGUACAUCCUGGUGUUCAUCACCGGCCUGGUGGGGAACAGUCUGGCCAUCUGGAUGUUUGUCUACCACAUGAGACCCUGGAGCAGCAUCUCUGUGUACAUGUUCAACCUGGCUCUGGCCGACUUCUGCUACGUCCUCUCCUUGCCCUUCCUCAUCUUCUACUACUUUAAUAAGACAGACUGGAUAUUCGGGGACGUUCUCUGCCGACUGCAGAGGUUUAUAUUCCAUGUCAAUCUGUACGGCAGCAUCCUGUUUCUGACCUGUAUCAGUGUCCACAGGUACACAGGAGUCGUCCACCCGCUCAAGUCUCUGGGAAGACUCAAGAAGAAGAACGCCGUGCUGACCAGCGCCCUGGUCUGGGUCGUGGUCAUAGCGGGGAUCUCUCCCAUCCUCUACUACUCUCGGACGGGGGAGAAACGUAACGCCACCACGUGUUACGACACGACCACGGAGGAUGAGCUGCCUGGUUACUUUAUCUAUAGCAUGUGUUUGACCGUCUUCGGUUUCUGCAUCCCUUUCCUUCUCAUCCUGGGUUGCUAUGGGAUGAUCGUCAAGGAGCUGGUCUGUAACGACAUGAACAACGCGCCGUUACGGCGUAAGUCCAUCCACCUGGUGAUUAUCGUGCUGGCCGUGUUCGCUAUGUCCUACCUGCCCUUUCACGUGAUGAAGAACCUGAACAUGAGAGCCAGGCUGUACUUCCAGGUCCCGGACAUGUGUGCCUUUAAUAACUGCGUUUACGCCACCUACCAGGUGACGCGGGGGCUGGCCAGCCUCAACAGCUGUGUGGACCCGGUCCUCUACUUCCUGGCUGGUGACACGUUCAGGAGAAAGUUCUCCAGAGCUACUCAAAAACAAUCCAAGAAGGGGGAGGGGCUCCCACUGCAGUCCAAGAGUGAAGAGACGGUGCUCAACAGCCUGCCGGAGUAUGUCAAGAACGGGGAUGGGCAGCUUUGAGAGAGGGCUGGGUUUAGGUCCGGGUGGUCUUUCUGAACCUCUAUAGGGCUUUGUGUGUGAAUUUGCUGUGAAUUGGUGCUGUGGACCUUGCAGACUGUGUGUGCACUGUGGAUAGAACGAUCUGGGUGUGAAUCGGACAAAGCUGAUGGCAAUGGGUAGUGUCUCUGUAAUGUCAUCACUACUGUAGGUAGGUACUGUAUAUUCUGAAUGUCAACGAGGUGCUCAUCCAUCUAUAACCAAACGGAAGGAGAAUGUAAUAGGUUGAGCUCCUGUAAACAAUGGUCUCUUGUUCAUCUAUCCAACCAACACUGAUGUGUUUGUAAUGGAGAGAGGGCUGUGCUAGCCACCCAGUGGAUGCAUCAUAAUCCCCUGCCUACGAGAAGUUGGACUGUGAUGGCUAGGUGAGACACCAGGGAUGAUUGAGAUCCAUUAGCUAGAGUUUGGACCUUAUGACUGCUCUGUGGAGGUCGACAUACAAAGAUUAUAAUGCACUGUGCAUGUUUUUAAUUCUCAGACUUCUAUAAAUUAAAUUAAAACCCCAAAGCUGACUGCUAUUCCCUUCUCACUUGUUCUCUGUCCUCAUGGAUCUUUCUAUCAUCAGUGGACCUCUGGACACAAAUUGAAACUUUUUUUUUUUUUCCCCGAGUUGUGAUCCAAUAAAAUAAUUUUUAUUAUAAAAAUAAUUUCCAAAAUACAAUCUGGGAAACCAUUUUUAAUGCUAUAUUGAUUGUGUAAAUGUAACAAUUACUGUAUAUGACAAGGGAACAACAUUCCCACCUCGUUCUUUGUAAAUAAUGAACAUUUUUAUAAUUUUCUUGAUGACGAACUUGAAACUCUUGACACUCACUGGCUUUGAGACCACAGAAUCAUCCAAAAUAGUGCUGCUAAUAGAUUUAUAUUAUGAUUGAAGAAAACAUUUUCAGAGAUGAAAUUAUUUAAAAAAAAUAAAAAUAUUAAUGAUAAUUUCUACAUACUUUUUACCUGGUUGAAGUCGUUUUUAAAUUCAGACUAGACUAUUCAGUCUGAAGUAUUAUAAUAUUUUUCACCAUGACCCAACUCAAAACCUCGCACCACCCAAAUUUGGGUCGCGACCCACCAGUUGAGAAUCGCUGCUCUAUGGCGUUCCUCUGUGUGACAGCUACUUAGCUACGUUAACGCCAGCGCUGUCUUUAUGUGGCUCUGUUUCAGUACUGUAUCUCUAUGGCGUUCCUCUGUGUGACAGCUACUUAGCUACGUUAACGCCAGCGCUGUCUUUAUGUGGCUCUGUUUCAGUACUGUAUCUCUAUGACGUUCCUCUGUGUGACAGCUACUUAGCUACGUUAACGCCAGCGCUGUCUUUAUGUGGCUCUGUUUCAGUACUGUAUCUCUAUGACGUUCCUCUGUGUGACAGCUACUUAGCUACGUUAACGCCAGCGCUGUCUUUAUGUGGCUCUGUUUCAGUCAACUGUAUCUCUAUGGCGUUCCUCUGUGUGACAGCUACUUAGCUACGUUAACGCCAGCGCUGUCUUUAUGUGGCUCUGUUUCAGUCAACUGUAUCUCUAUGACGUUCCUCUGUGUGACAGCUACUUAGCUACGUUAACGCCAGCGCUGUCUUUAUGUGGCUCUGUUUCAGUACUGUAUCUCUAUGACGUUCCUCUGUGUGACAGCUACUUAGCUACGUUAACGCCAGCGCUGUCUUUAUGUGGCUCUGUUUCAGUCAACUGUAUCUCUAUGGCGUGACCUUGGUCUAUUUAUUCUACGUAAUAUGAAGGGUCUAUACUAGUCUCAUGUGAAUAGGACACAAUACAGUACUAUGCUGUAAUAUACUGAAAGUCUGUUGUAGGAUUACUGUACAGUACAUGGUGUCAAGCUUGGUUAUGUUUUGUUUUUUUAAACAAGACUCAUCCAGACUGUUAAGUUAUGAGCCCUGUGUUAUUAUCGGGAGGCAACUUACCAGUGACAAACCACGGCAGCCAUCUUCUGUCAAGUGUUGAACUGUCUGCAUGCAGAAGAAGAUUGAAUGGCAUGUGACCGUAGAAUUAGAAUGAGUAGAACAGACGUUCCCAUUGGAAAGCAACGUUACAUGGUGUGUGUGCAAAGCAAGCGUCAGCUAUAUCAAGUGUCAUUGGCAUUGUUAAAUCACAUCGUAAUGAUUAUCACCUCUCAGUGUUCUGUACACACUAAAAAUGUAAAACAUCUCUGUCUUUAGCCACCUUUUCUUCGUAGGUCGGGUGGAAAUAGCUACUAGAUCCCUGUAACUAUGUACAGUAUGUUAUUCUAGUUCUCUGGUCCAUCGUCUUCCUAGUGGAACCAUUUGUCUGACUGUUCCUGAACUGGCCAGCAACUCUCGCAGCUCCACAGAUGUUUAUAGUAUACAGUAGUAUUGUAUGUGGAUCGACUGAUAAUAGCAUGAAAUGCAUAAGUCCCCCCCCCUAAUCCAUAUUAUUGGGAGAUAUGUAGACCUGAUGAGGAAGUGAAUCAUGUGAUCAUAUCUGCCUUCUAUAGAGAUCUGUGACAUCUGCACAUUUGCUGCUCAGGUCAGAGGUUAUCAUGUUGUACAGCAUUUUGGGGGGCCAGUUAUGACUGUGUGAAUAAAUGUUUUAUUUAAAAACAUGUAAAAGGUUAUCAGAUGAAUUUGUUUUUCAAAUAUAUAUAUUUUUUAACUCAA
Molecule: messenger RNA, 3971 nt
Organism: Salvelinus namaycush (lake trout)
Lineage: Eukaryota; Metazoa; Chordata; Actinopteri; Salmoniformes; Salmonidae
Product: P2Y purinoceptor 1-like
Exons: 2
Coding region: 257-1324 (355 amino acids)
Biological process (GO): phospholipase C-activating G protein-coupled receptor signaling pathway; relaxation of muscle; platelet activation
Cellular component (GO): plasma membrane
Molecular function (GO): G protein-coupled ATP receptor activity; ATP binding; G protein-coupled ADP receptor activity
Source: RefSeq, a predicted model, not a curated record